GGGGCACUUAAGAAGCCUCGCUUCGCCGCAUUUGCGUCUCCAGGCCGAGAUUACCUUUGAUAGAUCCUUCUUUGUUGGAAAUCCGAGGUCGAUUCAGUUAAUCUGGUUCCAAUUUGAACCCCAAGCUUCAUCGCCUUGCAAUGCCCCAUCUCGCCAGCGUCCCGUCCCUUCUGGACUUUCUCCCAGUGGAGCCCUCGACCCGGGCCGAGGCUGAGGAUCUCCUGGUGGCCUUUGCUGCGCUCCCCGAUAAGGAGAAAGUCUCAGCUCAGGCCUCGCUGCUUCCGGGGAUCUUUCCUCUGGUGUUCCGGGGAAAUGCCCUGGUCGAGGGGUCCCCCAAGUACGAAGAGAGCCGAACACAGCCUUGGUCUACAAACUGCUGGCUCUCUCCCAAAGUGAUCCUAACUCCCUCAAACACCGCCGAAGUUUCGCAAAUCCUGGCCCUAGUCCGCUUUCUCGGCGCAACAUUUUCCAUCCGCGGCGGCGGCCGUCUUCAGAACCCUGGUUUCACAAGCAACGACGGCGGCGUUGUAAUCUCUUUGGCCAAUUUCACACAGCUGGAUCUGUCGGAUGAUAGGGAAAGUGUCAAGAUCGGGCCAGGUAAUCGCUGGCUGGAUGUCUACAAGGGUCUUGAUAACCAUGGGGUCACAGUUGCUGGCGGCCGGGUUCCGCAUAUCGGUGUGCCGGGUCUCUUGCUUGGGGGUGGCCUUUCGUUUCAGAAUAGUGAGCACUCGCUGGGGUGUAUGAAUGUUGUUGAUUACGAGCUCGUCCUCGCAGACUCGUCAAUCAUCCACGCCAACGCAACCCAGAACAAGGACCUCUUCUGGGCCCUCAAGGGCGGCGGUACAAACUAUGGAAUCGUCACAGAAAUAACCAUGAAGACAAUUCCCAACCAAAUUUGGUCCGAGGCCCGCGUCUACCCAGCAUCCGCCAACGCACAGCUCCACGAAGCCCUAAUGACCUACCACAAGCUCAUCGAGUCCGACAACAAAGCAACCCUCAUCUGGCACACGAUUAACCAGACUACACUGCUAGUCUUCUUCUACUGCGCCCCUGUUGACAAGCCCGACGUGUUUGUCCCAUUUUACGACAUCCCCUUCCUCAUGAACGUCGUCCCACCCGCGAAGCGCACCGUCUACGAAAUGGUGGAUGCAGUUAGUAAUGUCCUUGCUGCGGAGCAGCUGCACCACGACAUGCGUACAACAACGACCCUCCCCUCCCUAACUGUAUACGAGGCUGCCGAAAAAGCGCGUGCGGAACAGAUGGCCGCCCUCUCCGACCUUGAGCGUGCGGAUCUAACAAUGGUAAUCCAGCCCAUGUCCUCGCUCGCCAUCAAGGUCGCCGAAGAAAAGGGCGGAAACCCACUGGGCCUCCAGAGCGUGGGCCACCAGUGGUUUCUCGUCAUGGCCGACUACAAGAACGCUGCGGAUGAAGACCGCGUGCGUGCAUCUGUCAAGAAGAUCGUCGAUGUUGUCGAGGAGACCGCGAAGAAGGAAGGUGUGUGGUUGCCCUUCAAAUACUCAAAUUAUUCAUCGCGCGACCAGGAUCCUCUCGCUAGCUAUGGAGAGGAGAACCUGGCUAGGCUGCGUGAGAUUGCGGCCAAGUAUGACCCUGAUCGCGUCUUUCAGGUGCUGCAGAAUGGGGGAUGGCUGCUUUCAAGGGCGGGUGAGGGGGCAACAGGUGCCAUCUAAAUGGAUAUAUGACAAUCGCACAAGCUUCGAGGAUGUAACAAAGCAGUAGUAAUACCAACAAAACGCUCAGUUCCACACAUCCAGGUGCUGCUUGCAUCCGGCCACAGACGCUCCGUAAAGAGAUCUUGUACCCCACAUCUACCUCGCCAUCCCCGUCGUUCAUAUCACCCUUAAAUCUUGCGCAGGUAUCGGUGUCUUGGUUGGAGACAAGAGUAAGAGCAAUCAUUCUGGACUGCUGUAGGACUAAAUAGGCAAUAUACCUCGAAAAAUAUUCAGUAAUGGCCGGCUGGCCCAAUGGCAAG
Messenger RNA from Aspergillus versicolor CBS 583.65, 1990 nucleotides. Its product is annotated as FAD-binding oxidoreductase. Bases 141 to 1688 code for a protein of 515 amino acids. The record is from RefSeq and is a predicted model, not a curated record. Gene Ontology annotation, molecular function: oxidoreductase activity; FAD binding. The transcript has 5 exons. Lineage: Eukaryota; Fungi; Ascomycota; Eurotiomycetes; Eurotiales; Aspergillaceae.